Bursaphelenchus okinawaensis is the source of this 1430-nucleotide messenger RNA. The record is from the annotation of a GenBank genome assembly. Lineage: Eukaryota; Metazoa; Nematoda; Chromadorea; Rhabditida; Aphelenchoididae.
AUGCACUCGGGUAUUCCGUUUCUGCUCUUGUCCGGGGUCAAUCUACUCCUGGCUUCCGUUCAGGUUUGUGACAACAAUCAUCUGUACAAUAUCACGGAUGUGGGUAUAGUAACGUCUCCAUCGUUUCCUGAAUUGUAUCCAAAUGGCAAAGACUGUUACCAAGUUUUGUCAGCAGAGAACGAGGAUGAUGUUAUCCAACUCAUCUUCUACAUGUUUGACACCGAGAAGGAUGCUGACUAUGUUUAUUUGUACGAGGGUGAAGGAGCGAACAAAACGCUUAUUGCCAGGUAAACGGUGUUUACUGUAACUUUGGAACGGUAUUUAAAUCAUGUUUAAAUUUUUUUGUUUGCUGAAUUCUAAAAAUUGUUUUUCUUGCGAGUAAUGUGCUAUUUGACAAAGAUAACGUAUUUUUAGAUUAAAUAUUUUUGCUUAUUCUUACUGUAAAUCAUACGGUACUUUCUUUGAAUUGAAAAACUUGGUUUAAAAAUAUGUUUUUACUUAAUUUUUGGUAAUAAAAAUUUAUUUUUUAAAAAUAUUUCUUGUAUGUGUCAAGUAUAACAAUGGUUUUCCUGUAGGUUGACCGGAGACAGCGAGACCUGUGAAGUGUAUCGAACAAAUUACACUAACACAAUGACAAUCAGGUUCAAAUCGGAUCUAGAUAACAAUUUUGACGGGUUCUAUGCUGAGUACAGGCCUGUCCCGAGUAAGUGUUUCAUGACGCAGAUGUAAGAUACUUAACGUUGUUUGUUUAGUGACACGGAAAAGGGUUAAGGUGCUUAGAGUGACAUACUAAUACUGCUAAGGUUUCAAAAGAACAGAAAGUAUGGUUUUUGGUAUUUUUAAAUUUUGGUGAAUUUAGAUAAAUAUUAAGAAAUCCAAGUUAAUAUUUCGUUUUUAGAAGAUAUACUUGUCCCAGUUCUUGAUGACGCUCCUAUACAAACGAAGGAAUACAAUGAGACUUCUGGUGUCUUAAUAACUCCAAAAUGGCCAGAUUUAUAUCCGAACUCGGCGUGUUGGCUCUACCACUUCAACUUUCCUUACAACUCAAUUACUUUUAAAUUCAAUACGUUUUCGACAGAGCCGAACGCUGACUUUUUGUAUAUAUACCACGAAAAUGAAACGGAUGCUACACUAAUAGAAAAGUAAGUUGUGUUAGGCAUAGUUGGCUACAUUAAAGUUUGUUUAAAGUUGAAAUCUUAAUUUUAAUCUUUACACUGCUUCUUCUCCUUUUGUAUUACACUUAUUAUUACCGUAUAUCAUUUCAAAUUCAAAAUCAUUUUAAUCAAAAUGUAUGCAAAUUUUGCAGAAAAACGGGUUUCUUUGAUAAGACCACGACCUUGGCCUACACUGACCAAAAUAUUUUACUCAAGUUUACUUCCGACUUAGAUGGGCAAUCUAUGGGGUUCAGUAUAACAUACAAAACGACGUGA